GCUAUAACUAGAGCUAUGACUGUGUUGAUGUGAUUUCUUGAUCAUUGGUUCUUUGAAUACUGAAGCCUUGAUUUCUUGGCUCUUUAAUUUCCCUCGUUUUCGAAAAUGUCGUCUGCGGGUGUUACUGCUCUUCUCCCAGUUCACAAUGAGCAAUUACUUUUCCCUAAUCGCCUACCUACUCCAUUGGGUCUUGAACCCAACGAGUCGAUUUGGAUAUACCUUUCUGUCUCGGGUUCGAUUGAUCCGAUGCCCAUCUUUGCGUCGGAAUCGAUUGAAUCUGUGAAGUUGAGGAUCCAAUCCUGCAAAGGAUUUGUAGUGAAGAAACAGAAGUUAGUUUGCGGAGGUCGAGAGUUGUCUCGGAAUAAUUCGCUAGUACGAGAUUACGGUGUCACUGAUGGAAAUGUGUUGCAUUUGGUGCUUAGGCUCUCUGAUCUUCAGGUCAUUAAUGUCAAGACUUAUUGUGGGAAAGAGUUUACCUUCCAUGUGGAGCGGGAUAGGGAUGUUGCGUAUGUGAAAGAAAAGAUUACGAAGAAGGUAAAAGAAUUUGUGGACGCCGAUGAGCACGAAGUAGUGUGUGAUGGAAGGCCGCUAGAUGAUCAUAGCCUUGUAGACGAUAUUUGUAAUAGGAAGGAUGCAGUCAUACAUUUGUUUGUUCGGAAGUCUGCGAAAGUUCGGGGCAAACCUGUUGAUAAAGCCUUUGAGCUCUCUAUUGUGGCAUCACAUUUCAAAGAACAAUGUGGAUCUAAGUUUUCUAGGGAAAAUGAUAAGAAACAAUAUAAUAAUACAGAUGAGAAAGUUUAUAGGACAGAGUACGAUUACGACAAAGAAAUUGCAUCAAGAAGGCCUCCUCCUAAUGAGGGAAGAGGUAGUUUUAUGGAGCCCAUCAUCGUUAACCCUAAGAUUGAAUUACCAAUACCGAUUUGGGAUAUGGUUAACUCUACAUUAGAUGGCUUAGACCAUGGGCAUUUUCCAGUUAGGUCUUUGGAGGGGACCGGUGGAGCAUAUCUUAUGUUAGACCCGUCAGGAAAGAAGUACGUGUCCGUGUUUAAGCCGAUUGAUGAGGAGCCUAUGGCCUUGAACAACCCUCGAGCGCUUCCGUUGUCACUCGAUGGUGAAGGGUUAAAGAAAGGGACCAGAGUUGGAGAAGGAGCAUUCAGAGAAGUUGCAGCUUACAUUUUAGAUCACCCAAUAACCGGCCACCGUUCGAUGUUCGGUGACAAGAAAGGCUUUGCUGGUGUGCCUCCUACAGUAUUGGUCAAGUGCCUCCACGAUGGGUUCAACCAUCCGAGUGAUAAAUCGGUUAAAAUUGGUUCCUUGCAGAUGUUCAUGGAAAACAAUGGUAGUUGUGAGGAGUUUGGUGCUGGGGCUUUCCCUACUAAGGAGGUCCAUAAAAUCUCUGUUUUGGAUAUCAGAUUGGCAAAUGCAGAUAGACAUGCUGGAAAUAUUUUGCUGGGAAAAGAAAGAGAAGGGGGUCACACCGUACUUAUUCCGAUCGAUCAUGGAUACUGCUUGCCAACAAGUUUUGAAGAUUGUACAUUUGACUGGCUGUAUUGGCCACAAGCCCAGCAACCAUACGAUGCAGAGACAUUAGACUACAUAAACUCACUGGACGCAGAGGAAGAUAUCGCCCUUCUGAAGUUCCAUGGAUGGGAGUUGCCACUCGAAUGUGCCCGCACGCUCCGCAUUUCGACGAUGCUUUUGAAGAAAGGGGCAAAGAGAGGGCUGACGCCGUUCGACAUCGGCAGCGCAAUGUGUAGAGAAACCUUGACGAAGAAAUCCGUGAUCGAGGAGUGCGUGGAUGAAGCAAUGGAUUCUAUUCUCCCUGGUACAAGUGAAACAACAUUCCUUGAAACUGUAUAUGAAAUAAUGGAUCACCGCCUUGAUCAGAUUGCUGCUUCAUUGCCCUGAUGGGGAAAUUUAAGAUCAUUUUAGUAACCAAUAAUAAUAGGUGUAAUUAAAUAUGUGGAUAUGAUGUCAAUGAAAUAAUAAUAAUAUUAUUAUUAUUACUACUACUAUGUAUCUGCGACAGGAACAUUUCUGUUCUGUUUCUUCCUCCUUUUAUUGAAGCCGCUGAUAAGGAUUGUCGGCGUCUUGUCAAAAGGCAAUUCUUUGGAAUUGCUGUCAUAUUUUGUGCUUGUAAUUUUGCCUGCCGAAGGUAUUUUUCCUUUGGAAUUUGUAUCCAAAUUAAAUAAAUAUUUGAUGGAUUUUUUGUUUC
This is a messenger RNA of Momordica charantia (bitter melon), 2215 nucleotides long. Its product is annotated as phosphoinositide 4-kinase gamma 4. Lineage: Eukaryota; Viridiplantae; Streptophyta; Magnoliopsida; Cucurbitales; Cucurbitaceae. Gene Ontology annotation, molecular function: protein binding. The record is from RefSeq and is a predicted model, not a curated record.